ACUUUCGCCUUGAAGUUUUGGUAAAUAAGCAACCUUUCCAGAAUCCUGUCUUCUGGUUGAUGUAUCUAAAAACCAACAACAGAGCUCAAGAACACGAUAUCAUAUGUCGUUUAGCUUUAUUAUGUUUAUGUAGGAAUUGUGCUGCGCUUAUGGCUAAAUAA
Messenger RNA from Funneliformis geosporum, 161 nucleotides. NCBI's taxonomy places the organism in Eukaryota, Fungi, Glomeromycota, Glomeromycetes, Glomerales, Glomeraceae. The record is from the annotation of a GenBank genome assembly.